AUGGCGGAGGCGCGGCGCCACGCGAUCGCGCCGCAGCUAGAUGUUGAGCAGAUAUUGAAAGAAGCACAACACCGAUGGCUACGACCCGCUGAGAUAUGUGAAAUACUUAAGAACUACAGAAAUUUUCGUAUUUCCCCAGAACCACCAAAUAGACCUCCAAGUGGUUCACUUUUCUUGUUUGAUCGGAAAGUAUUGAGAUAUUUCCGGAAGGACGGGCAUAAUUGGAGGAAGAAAAGGGAUGGAAAAAAUGUCAAAGAAGCUCAUGAAAGAUUAAAAUCUGGAAGUGUUGAUGUGCUUCACUGCUACUAUGCUCACGGGGAAGGAAAAGAAAACUUUCAGAGGAGGAGUUAUUGGAUGUUGGAGGAGGAUUUUAUGCACAUUGUACUUGUACAUUAUCUCGAAGUCAAGGGUGGCAAAUCAACUUCUCGCAUUAGAGGACAUGACGAUAUGCUUCAAGCUGCUCAUAUGGAUAGCCCUUUAAGUCAGCUGCCUUCACAAACUACAGAGGGUGAAAGCUCUCUUAGUGGACAAGCCUCAGAAUAUGAGGAAACAGAAUCAGAUAUUUAUUCGGGAGGAGCCGGAUACCACCCUUUCUCUUGGACGCAGCAGCAUGAAAAUGGAGGUGGACCUGUGAUGAGCGCUUCUAUUCCGAGCUCCUACAUUCCUGCAUUGUCUCUAGGUAACCUUCAAGGCUUCCCAGCUACAGUGACUAAUACAGAUAUUUAUUCAUAUUCUCAAGAUGCCUUAUCAGUUGCUCUUAAUGAGCCUGACCUUGGAAUUGGAUUCAAUGGGGCGGAUAAUCAGUUGGAUCCAUCAUCAUUGAAUGACCUUGUUAAACCUGACCAGGGGUCCUUCAAAUGCCCCCCACCGAAACUUCCUGGUGCUAUCAGCUCAUUUUCUCCAGAGGACAGUUUCCAGAAAAAUGAUAGAUCGUUGGAGGAAACUAUUAAUUAUCCUCUCUUGAAAACUCAAUCAUCUAGUCUCUCUGAAAUGCUGAAGGACAGCUUUAAGAAAAGUGAUAGUUUUACGAGAUGGAUGAGCAAAGCACUUGGUGAAGUAGAUGAUUCCCAAAUUAAGUCCAGUUCUGGAGUGUAUUGGAACAGUGAAGAGACCGAUAAUAUCAUUGAAGCAUCAACUCGUGAUCAGUUGGAUCAAUUCACUCUUGACCCAGUGCUUGCACAAGACCAGCUGUUUAGUAUAGUUGAUUUUUCUCCAAGCUGGACAUAUGCUCGCUCCAAGACUAGGGUUCUCAUUACCGGUAGAUUCUUAAAUUCUGAUGAGAUUCAAAGAUGCAAGUGGUCAUGUAUGUUUGGUGAAGUCGAAGUUCCAGCAGAGAUUUCAGCUGAUGGGACUCUCAGAUGUUAUUCCCCGUCACACAAACCUGGCAGGGUUCCUUUUUAUGUCACAUGUACCAACAGGUAUCUCCAGAUGCGUCUUGAUGACCUGUUGUCUUUGGGACACAAUGAGUACCAGGCAGCGGUAUCUAACCCCACUAAGGAGAUGGUUGAUUUGAGCAAGAAGAUAAGCUCACUGAUGACAGACAACGAUUCCUGGUCCAAGUUGCUAAAAUUGGCUAGUGAUAAUGAGCCUGCCACUGAUGAUAAUCAGGAUCAGUUAUUGGAAAAACGCUUAAAGGAAAAAUUGCACAUCUGGCUUGUCCACAAAGCAAGCGAUGGUGGCAAAGGCCCCAAUGUGUUAGAUGACGAAGGGCAGGGUGUACUUCAUCUGGCAGCUGCCCUAGGAUAUGAUUGGGUGAUAAGGCCAACAGUUUCUGCUGGUGUGAAUAUAAAUUUCAGAGAUGCUCAUGGAUGGACUGCACUCCAUUGGGCUGCAUUUUGUGGCAGAGAGCGAACAGUUGUCGCACUUAUUGCACUUGGUGCAGCUCCUGGAGCUUUGACAGACCCAACGCCAGAUUUCCCAACAGGAAACACACCAGCUGAUCUUGCAUCAGCUAAUGGAUACAAGGGAAUCUCUGGUUUCUUGGCGGAGUCUUCUUUAACAAGUCAUCUUCAGACCCUCGAUCUUAAGGAAGGCAAGGGGAGCAAUGCGCCAGAAAUAUCAGGUCUGCCUGGUAUUGGAGAUGUUACUGAAAGAAGAGCAUCACCAUUAGCAGGUGAAGGUCUUCAAGCUGGAUCCAUGGGAGAUUCACUAGGUGCUGUUCGAAAUGCUGCCCAAGCUGCUGCUCGUAUAUAUCAAGUUUUCAGGGUGCAGUCCUUCCAGAGAAAGCAAGCAGUUCAGUACGAGGAUGGCAGUGGUGCAGUAUCAGAUGAUCGUGCCAUAUCACUCUUAUCUGUUAAACCAUCUAAACCUGUACAACUUGAUCCCCUGCAUGCUGCUGCGACUCGAAUACAGAACAAGUACCGUGGAUGGAAGGGAAGAAAGGAAUUUCUACUUAUCAGACAGCGCAUUGUCAAGAUCCAGGCUCAUGUCCGAGGUCACCAAGUGAGGAAGCAUUAUCGUAAAAUCAUUUGGUCUGUUGGAAUAGUGGAGAAGGUCAUAUUGCGUUGGAGGCGAAAAGGGGCUGGGUUGCGUGGAUUUCGGUCUACAGAAGGUGCAAUGGAGGGCAACAGCAGCAGCAGUAGUAGUUUGAUCCAAAAUAAACCCGCUGAGGAUGAUUAUGAUUUCUUACAACAAGGACGGAAACAAACAGAAGAAAGGCUGCAGAAAGCUCUUGCCAGAGUUAAGUCGAUGGCUCAGUACCCAGACGCUCGGGAUCAGUAUCGAAGGAUUCUGACUGUUGUGACAAAAAUUCAAGAAUCGCAGGCCAUGCAAGAAAAGAUGCUCGAUGAGUCGACCGAGAUGGAUGAAGGCUUCUUUAUGAGCGAGUUCAAAGAGCUUUGGUAUGAUGACGUGCCAAUGCCUUCUUGGUCAUAA
Molecule: messenger RNA, 2874 nt
Organism: Miscanthus lutarioriparius
Lineage: Eukaryota; Viridiplantae; Streptophyta; Magnoliopsida; Poales; Poaceae
Source: the annotation of a GenBank genome assembly